Zonotrichia albicollis (white-throated sparrow) is the source of this 884-nucleotide messenger RNA. Lineage: Eukaryota; Metazoa; Chordata; Aves; Passeriformes; Passerellidae. The record is from RefSeq and is a predicted model, not a curated record.
GCCUCACUCCAGCAGUACCGCAGUAAUGCUGGCUCCCCAGCCAACCAGUCUCCCACCUCUCCUGUCUCCAAUCAAGGCUUCUCUCCUGGCAGCUCCCCUCAACAACAUCCCCAGCAUCAUCCUGACAGUGACAGGAGAAUCCCCCCCCAGCUUAUCAAAAGAACUGACCAGCUCCUUGGCAGGAGUGGGGGACGUCAGCUUCGACACGGAUUCCCAGUUCCCUCUGGAUGAACUCAAAAUUGACCCUUUGACCCUGGAUGGACUUCACAUGCUCAACGACCCCGACAUGGUCCUCACCGACCCCGCCACAGAGGACACGUUCCGCAUGGACCGGCUGUGACCCGGGGAGCCGCCACGUGGGGGCUUCACCCACCCUGGGGGCUGCAUCCCCACCUGGAGCCACCAUCCCGGGGCUGCAUCCAUCCUGGGGGCUCCCCCUGGGGCUGCAUCCCACCCUGGGGGCUUCAUCCCACCCCAGAGCCACCAUCCUGGGGGCUGCAUCCCACCCUGGAAGCUCCAUCCCACCCUGGGGCUCCAUCCCACCCGAGGGUCCAUCCCCCCCAGGGUCCCUCCUGGAGGGAGCAGCUCUCCCUGUCCCUGUCCCAUGGGUCCCCAGCUUGUUGUUCUGAGCUUGCCGCGCUGCCCAGCCCGUCCCAGCCGUGUCCCCCGAGCCGCUCGUUGCCGUCCAGCAGUCAGGAUUGUUCGGUUUGUCCCGGUGGUUUAUCCCGGUUUGUCCCGGUGGUUUAUCCCGGUUUAUCCCAGUGGUUUAUCCUGGUUUGUCCCGGUGGUUUAUCCGGUUUAUCCCGGUGGUUUAUCCCGGUUUGUCCCAGUGGUUUAUCCCAGUUUGUCCCGGUGGUUUAUCUGAUUUAUCCCAGUGGUUUAUC